Bursaphelenchus xylophilus (pine wood nematode) is the source of this 4743-nucleotide messenger RNA. The record is from the annotation of a GenBank genome assembly. NCBI's taxonomy places the organism in Eukaryota, Metazoa, Nematoda, Chromadorea, Rhabditida, Aphelenchoididae.
AUGCUUUGGCUGCUGACUAUUAGUAGUUAUGCGGAGGAAUGCCAAGACAAGUUGCCUUUGAUUUGUGGAACUGUCUACGACUAUUGCACGUCUUUCAGACAUUUUGCCUUUCUGAAGGAGAAUUGUCAGUACUCUUGUCACCAAUGCAAAAAUGAUUGCAAGGAUUUUGUUGCGUAAGAUUUUUAGGGUUUUUUUCUGUAUUAUGGGGGGUUGCCAUUUGAUGUAAAUGCCUUACGGUGUUGCCGGAUGCUAAGAAUUUAUUCGGUAUAAAAAGUUUUUUGUUGAAAAGAGUUUUAACUUUAUGAUUCACAAGUUUCACUGUGAUGAUUGCAGUUGCCGCUCGCUAAAACAGAUUGGAGCUUGCGACAAAAGAACACGCUACGACCAUGACAUUGUCAUGAGAUGGUGCCCAAGAACCUGCGGCAGCUGCAAGGACAAAUCCAGAACUCCGGAGAAGACAUUCAGCUCAAAUGCAGGAAUCGCCAAGGUCCUGAAAGAGUUGAAGAAUCUGCUGAAAAACGCAAAAGAGGGAUGGGAGAGCAAAAUGUCAGGGAUGGAGAAGAAACUGGAGGAUGCGCUGAAAACAAAAAACUCAGACGACAAAGGAAAGGAUGAAUGUCCAGAGGGUAAGUUUGCGUCGACUAGUCAGUUUUAUUUGAAGCUAAGCGGGCUAAAAAAGUCUGGCCACGCACUGCGAAAAACACAUAUCCGAAAAAUACGGUCGUCGCUAAUGAGUGUUAAGCAAUUCGAAAAGAAUUCUUACACGGUGUACUGAAAGCUCCUGAAUUCGGUGAUUUCAAGGCCAGCGUCCUGGGAUAUACCGGGUUUCGCGAAUUUUGCGUUCACGCGAACAGGGAAAAGGGGGAGAACCUUCAUGCGAAGUGGGUUUCCCUGUCGCUUAUACGAGUCCGUCCGGAAAGUCGCGAGUACGCCAAUUUGUUUUUGGAAAAAAUAUAUUUUUCUAUAGACUUUUGCAAAUGUUGGUGCCUUUUUAUACGAAGGCAGGCUUAAACCAAUUUUUUCCGUAAAAAACCGGUUUUGUGUAAACUUUGGUGAAAAGCCUCUAGACCUCGUCAAGGUAUUUGCACUGAUAGAUUUUAUCCCUAAGGGCAAGGAAUUUCAACCCUUUUACAGGAUGUAUUAACAAUUUCAACCUAAAAUGACUUACCGAAUGGAGAAUUCAACUACAACCAAACAUGCACUUCAUCUUCGUCGCUGCUGUCGACUUGACUAGACUGGUUUUGUUGACUUAGUCUGGAGUUGUUAGCAGACUGUUUUCGACGAAACUGACUGAUGUUGCUUAAGGCUGACAAAAGAUUCCGCCGCAUGAAGAACUGUCGUGCCUUGUCAGCACUGUCGAUGCCAAAGCAACGUUCUGCCAGUACGUUUCCAACAUGAUGCAUCGACUCCAAAUAUUGUUCACCAAAUUUGCCCCAGGUUCCAAAGGUGCAAAUGAAAUCUUUAACAUGUGAUUCAACAUGUGCAAUUUGUUGGUCGCAGGCAGUGAAUGACGCCUCUGUGUUGUUGUGAAUGUUUCAAUGUCUCUCGUCAGGGAACGGACGGCUGGUCGAUGACAUAAUCUUGGGCGGUUGCCCAUUUUUGGAGUUCUUGUAGAGCUGCGAAGACUUGCUGAUAUGCCGGAACUUCUUCUGGAUUUUCAACUGCCCAUUUUAAGAACCUACUCCCGUAGGUUCUUCCAUCCAUCAAUGCACUUUGCCGGUAACUGAAGAGGCAACCGGUCUUCUUAAGCAUCGCGUCAUGUUGUGGCUUGUCCUUGAACUUGUCUAAGGCAGUGUUAGCCAUGCCAUUUAAGACGUGAAGAGGAAGUAUAACCAGAUUUGCGGGUUCGAUGUGAAGAAGCCGUUCGUCGGGAUACUAUCUGUCCGGUCGAAAUUGGGGUGCCGCUCGAACUGGCUUACGGGUGCAGGUGCAGAUGGGACAGAAAUCAUCGCUUGAUAUGUGAGGUGUAUCUAAAACAGCUGGAAUCAUUUUGAGGUCCGAAACCCGUAAAAUUUGAACGUCGAUCCAUUCGCCAUCGACUAAGUAGCCUCAUUUGUGGAUUAACCAGUUAACAAAGUCGAAACAUUGUUUUCCGGCUGCACCGACCAGCUCCUUUGAUUCCUCCUUUGCGUUGUAUAUACAUGGCCACGCGCGCGAGGCGAUUCCAUUAUGCAAGAAAAGGCAGAGCGCUGGCGACAAUCAAAAAGCCCAUUGCACAGUGCAAAAAGCCAUAAAUUGCACAGUGCAAAGAGAGAUUUUGUCACAGUGCAUGUCGCCGAAAUCGUUCCCGCGACUUUCCGGACGAACUGUUGAGUUUCACAAAGAAUAUUGUAGAUAGCUCGGGCCUGUGGAAGAAAAGAUAAGGCCGAAGACUUCAGUGCAACUCAUUCACCAACUGCUCUAUCAAUUAAGAGGAGGAUCCAACCUUGGUCAACCGUUAAACUUUUUUUUCGAUUCCCUCUUUGAUAUAUUAUAUGGCACAUGCGCCCUACAUCUUGUCUGACCUCUUCGCAGAAAACCCGGAUUUCUGGUCUGUGGGCCCUCUAGACAAGAAUUGCGUAUUUUCUGUCUGGAAAACAUAACAGACAAUGAACCUGUUUGUUAGCCCUGACGAAAGCUUCAAAAUGUUGUCUGGACUCCAGACAAGAAAAGCGUAAUCCUGUCUGGUAGUCAGGCGAGAAAGUUUGUUUGACCAGAAAAGCCAAAUCCUGUAAAAAUGUUUGUCGACAAAAAAGCUUCGAUUCCCUUCUGGCUGGGACCUGCGAGCUGCAUUUCAUAGCCCAAGUUCUACGACGGAAAUGUCCGAACUCAAGGUCAACGACCGUCGUCGCUGACCCUCGAUCGCGUUGAGGGAGGGACAUGCUUCGCCAAUCGAAACUUUUUUGUGGAGAAACGUUUUCUUUACAGGAUUUAGCAUUACAUGUCUUGAGUCCAGAAAAAAUUGUCUGCUUCCCAGACAACUUUUGCGUACUUCUCUGGUUUUGGGCAAGAAUCGGCAAUUCCCGUUUGAACUGACGAUAAUUUGGACGGAAAACAGCAAUCCUUGUCUACAGGGUUCACAGAUAAGAAGUCCGGUUUUCUGCGAGGAGGUCCGGUAUGUAGAACGCACGCGUCUUACAUCAAUGUUAUGUUUUAAAUCAAUAAACUUGACGGUGAAUGUUGGAAGCUUUUUAAGACCACAGACUGAUUCCACGGAACGUGUGGAAAGUCACGUAUUCUGUAAUUUAUGUCGACAUUUAUUGAGUUUUGUAUUUUGUGGGAAAAAAUAAGUCGUUUUCCACGCCUGGCCUAUUUGUUCAAGAGCGUCACGGAAGCUGCAGAUGUUCAAAGUUGUAGCCAGACCACUGGAUCCAGUAUAAAUUGGGCUCAUUGUUUUUGAAGCGGGAUAUCAAAAUGAGAUGUUUUUUAGGUCUUAUAUUUUCCCUACUGUUUAUUAGCAGUUAUGGGGAGGAUUGUAAAGAUACGUUGCCUUUGAGCUGUGGGAACAUCUACGACUACUGUACGUCGUUUAGAAAUUUUGCGUAUCUGAGAGAGAAUUGCCAGUACACUUGUCAACAGUGCAAGGAUGAUUGCAAGGAUUAUAUAGGGUAAGCGUUUUGUAGCUUUUCGUGUUUAUUUUUAUAAUUUAUUCGGUAUAAACAGCUUUCGUUGCAACGAAGAUUGACUGUAUUCGACUAUUCCAGCUGUCGGGCGGUAAAACAGAUUGGAGCCUGCGACGAGAACACACCUUACGAUCGUGAUCUUGCAAUGAGAUGGUGCCCAAGAACCUGCGGAAGCUGCAAGGACUCGCCUAGAGCCCCGAAGAAAACGGCCAGCACAAAUGCAGAAGUGGCCAAAGUCCUCAAAGAGUUGGAUGAUCUAGUGAAAAAGGCAAAAGGGGGUUGGGAGAGUAAAAUGCCAGGCAUGGAGAAGAAACUGGACGAUGCGGUGAAGGGGAAGAAGUCAGACGAUAAAGGAAAUAAUGACAAUGGAAAGAAUGAUCAAAAGAAAGAUGACACAAAGAAGGAUGAUAAGGGAAACAAUGAUCAGAAGAAGGAUGAUACGGGGAAAGAUGACCAGGAAUGCCCAGAUUGUAAGUGGUCAUUUUUCAAACUUUAAUUGGAAAAGAUGAAGGAGUUUUAGAAAAUAGCAUUUCUCAUAUUUUUUAAAAGUGCUCGAAAGCUAAUCAAACAACAAAAACAGAAAAUGUCUUCCUUUGUUUACAAUGUCCUACAGGCUUUAGCCAAAAUUACGGAUGCCCCUGUAGACUGCGAAUAAAAUUUUUUCCAGCGAAUAACACCUGAUUUACAAAAAAAGUUGAUUUAAAAAAUAUUUUCAGCGGCUGACUCAACCGGUAAGGUCAAGGUAGACCUUGCAGGAUUCGAUAAACUGGCCAAAGAAAAGGGCGAUUGGAAGCAGGAGCGCACAUUCUGCGCCAAAGGAAUUCAGUUCAAGGUGAUUCCGAAGUACGAGAACUGCGCCGAACCUGAUGGAUGUUUCUCGAUCGACGUGACCGCCAGUUACCCUAAAAGCAAAAAUUGGAAGGCCACUGUUGACAUGGAAUACAUCGUUGUCAACAGUGACACAAAAAAGAAUAUUUUGAGGAAGCUGGCUGAGGAAUUUGCUCCAUCAGUAACCGUAAAGGGCGGCAAUAAACUUGAGAAAUUCAAACUUCUGACCGAUGAGAAGCUGGGAUUUAUGCAGCCCGACAAAUCAUUGACGUUCUCGGUGGAAGCAAAUGUCAAAGACUUUAAGAAAACGUGA